This is a messenger RNA of Drosophila guanche, 1389 nucleotides long. RefSeq names its product tachykinins. The record is from RefSeq and is a predicted model, not a curated record. Bases 164 to 1051 code for a protein of 295 amino acids. Lineage: Eukaryota; Metazoa; Arthropoda; Insecta; Diptera; Drosophilidae. The transcript has 4 exons.
UACCUCUCGGCGUGACCGAUACGCGAACCUUACCAAAGAAAGAAACAGCAAAACAAAAGGAGUAAAAUCAAGUGAAAGUGCUUUCCAAAUUGAGUUUCCAACAUUUCUCCCUUUCCAGCUGUGCUUCGAUUUCAAACGCCCGCCUAAAAGCUCGCUACGUGCAAUGCGCAGUCAGGAAGGUUCGUUUGCAGUGGCGCUGCUGCUGCUGUUGCUGUUAACAGCCGCAUCCACAGCAGCCGAUGCCGAACCCGAUGUGGAGGCCUCUGUUAGCACUCUGCCGCCCGGUGCAGACGCUCCCCGGAGGAUGGUUAAGCGAGCGCCCACCUCCAGCUUUAUAGGGAUGCGAGGCAAGAAGGAGGAGGAGAAGGAUCAGCGUGCUGCCGACUGGAUAGGACCCGAUCCUCUGGACUACGCCGAUAUGGAUGAAGAAAGCUUGUACUUCGAGAACGGGCGGCGGCUCAAGAAGGCCCCCAUGUCCUUUGUGGGCAUGAGAGGCAAGAAGUAUAUACCCUUUAGUAACCGUCUAUCCGACGUUCUACAUCAGAUAGAGGAGCAGCGAAUGCGCGAGAAUCUACUCCAGGACCUAUUCGAGCGGCUGGCCGCGGGCGACGAUAAUGUUGGGGAUGUGGGAAAGCGGGCACCCACCGGGUUCACAGGCAUGAGGGGCAAGCGACCGAUGAGCGGAGACGAGGACGAAGAAGAUGCCAUGGAACUGCUCCAGAAACGGGCACCGGUCAACUCCUUUCUGGGCGUGCGCGGCAAGAAGGAUGUUUCCCAUCAGCACUACAAGCGAGCGGCUCUGUCAGAGUUCUGGCACACUUUCUUAAAAAAGGCCUACGAUGUGAGGGGCAAGAAGGAGCGCUACGCGGAUUUCAAUAGCAAAUUUGUGGCCGUGCGUGGCAAGAAAAGCGAGCAGGACACUGGCCUAGACACUGACGAUGGCGAUCAACAGUACCUGGUCCGUCCCUGGCUCUACCUUUGGGGGGACAACAAGCGGGCGCCCAGUGGCUUUCAGGGCAUGCGCGGCAAGCGUCCAGCGCUCGUUGAAUAGAAAUCGUUCACUUCAUGGGGUUGACAGUGUUUGAAGUUCCUUUUAGAGCCACGAAACUAGGAAAAGAAAGACAGAAUCAGACAAGAAUCAGAGUUACAGACGACGACAAAAGAGUGUUUGCAAUAAUCUCAGGGCUGGCGAUUAUUUCAAACACCCUCAAAACACACACAUCCACACAAACACAAGGAAACAAUUGGCUUUGUUUUAUUAUCUUUCGGUGUAAUGUAGAACGAGACUUGAAUUGAAUCCAAAGCCUCCUCAAUCAUUGAUCUAUUUGCAUAUCUAAUUGUGAAAUUCUUAAUCAAAAUUAGCAGACAUUUUAUGCACGAGUGGCAAAA